UGUGCUCGCCCAGACUCUCCAAGGAAGCGGUGAUGGAGACACGAUGAAACGGACCGGGUUGACUCGGAGGACAGUGGCUGGAAUGCCGUUGUCGUUCCGGGACGUUUCUACAACGGCGAAUGUGCUUUUUGGGGGAGUCAGAAAAUGUUUCCUAUCUCAAAAUGGUCGGUGGAUAUACGGAGCAGUAUUACUACACGGGUAACUUGCAGCCUGUCCUCAUUUUUUCAUCGUGGUUUUAUUUACAAAACGUUUAAUACGACGCCGAUAUAAGAUAUUCUCGGCUGUUUGUUUUGCUAUUGGUGGUGGGCUGGAUUGUUAGAAAAAAGAGCAAAACAAACAAAAAAAACAAAAUUUUUUUCAUUCAUUGGUAGACAAUAUGACACGAUAUUUACAUCGAAACGUUGUGUGUCGGACACCAGUGCGCAUGCGCGGUGGUGGACGGCGUUAGCUCCCCUGCCAGCCAGCCAGCCGUCCUGCGAUGUAGGCGCGCAAGUAAAGGAGAAGAAGGCAAACACAUUGGAGCGUGGACAUGACGACAAAGUGUCAACAGCGCGGCGUGAAGAGAAUUCCACUCAGCCGGCCAUAAAAGUGUAAAAGCAUGUCCGGGACAGCGGAUGCAGGCGGCGUGGAGGGAGCAGUCUCCAAAGUGCAAGUGAAGAGGGAGAUCAAGACCAUCGUGGAGAAUUUGGAAACCAUCCUUGGGGACCUCAAGGAUGUGGCCAAGGAGCUCAAAGAGGUCGUCCACGAUAUCGACACGCUGACGUGCGACCUGCAGCUAGAGGAGGACGGCCUGACGGACAGCUCCAAGACAGAUACCCUCAACUCUAGCUCCAGUUCUACUGCCACCACCACCACCACAGCAUCCAGCCUGGAGAAGAUUAAGCUUUUCACAGACGACUGCCUCUUCAAACCUGUCCCGCUACCUGCCAUCAAUACCGGGGUGCUGACCGUUCACAAGAAGGCACACCCGCCCUUGCCGCCGCCCAGACUUACAUCUGUGAGAGUCGAGGAUCACAACGGGAGGAGUCUGCCGCACCCCACGUUAAUGUUGUCAGGGAAUCUAUCCAAAGCUAAUGGAUCGCUACUGAAGAACGGUGGUGUUUUCCCAUUGAAGCCAAAUCGGGACUUGUUCUCUCCUACAUCAUGUUUUAUUACUAAUGACGGCGGAAUACCGGAAUCGGGCCUGGUGCCCACACUUCCCAGACCCAUGCCUCUGCUCCGCCAUGAACAGAACAAAUGCCCCAAGGCCCGCAGCAGGGAGCCCCGUGAGAGGGUGCGUUUCAGCGAAAAGGUCCAGUACCACGGCUAUUGUCCGGACUGUGACCUUCAGUACGACGUAGAUGACUCAGAGCUGCACUUGCAGGCCGAGCUGAACGACAUGAGGCUCAGCCCUGUGCACUGCUGCUCGUCUUCCUCAUCCCCUCUUCCUCAUGAACUGCAGAAUGGCGGCCUCUCUGUCUGCCACAGUUAUCCGCCGAAGGCAAACACACCUUCUCCUCCUCCUCUGCCUUGUGCACCUCCUCACUCGGCUUCCCUCAAACCUCAGAAAACCAUCCUGCGUAAAUCGACCACGACCACAGUUUGACGACAAGCCCCCCAUGUUUUAUAAAACUUGAACACACAUGAAUCAUCCGUAGUGUUUUCUACUUUGCCAGCGCCCUCUUCUCCAGUCCAAUUUUUCGGAUUAUUCAUACAGAGAGAGGCCAUACAAUGGGAAACGAGGAGGCAGAGGGGCAUCACCUUGGGCUCCGAGAUGUAGUCGACAAAAUUUCACAAAGCGGUCCCCUCAGAGACCCUUCAGAUACACCUGCAAGCAGGAGGCUUGUUUGGGCGGCGGCGAAGGAGCCGAGCAUCAAUCUUAUCUUUGAAGGCUGGCGACCAACUGGAGAUAAAUCAAGGCUUUGAAUUCGGAGCAUUUAGAGAGAGAAAAAAAAAAGGCUUCCUGGCACAGUGAAAUGAGGGAGGACCUUCUGAUGUAGUCCUCACAAAGUGACAAGAACCCUAUUAGUUUUGAGUUGUAUUGAGAUAUUAAGAUUCUUACUGAUUUAAAAUGAUAAAAAAAGCCAUAUUGGUUUAUUGUUAAAGGUAAGUCACAAUAUUCAACCUGUCUUUAAUUGGCAAUUUGUGGCGCCCUCUAUGGGAUUGUUCUCAAAAUGUUAUAGGUUAAAUAUCUAGUACCAGUAGUAAGAUUAUUUACUUACUACAAAUAAGUAUGCUAUUUAUUUUGAAUGGGGGGAAAAACUAAGUUGAAAUUACCAUAAACAGUGUCAGUGACUUUUUAGACAGGAUAGAUGAGGUCAAAGAUCAAUUGAAUUAGGCUACAUGUUAAGUCUCUUUUUAAAGACAAGAACACUAUUCAUUUCAAAGCCAGUCUGGACAAGUCAACUCAGCAUAAGGAUUAUUCCCCUAAAACAAAAAAGAAUUUUAUUUUUAUAUGAUGAAAAACACAAAAAAACAAAGCUAAAGUUAUUUCUUACGUAUAUAUAUGUCAUAAACGAUGUAUGUCCCGCUUUGCCAAAACAAGAACCUUUAAUAAUUUUGGAUCCUUUUCCUUACAAGAACAGGAUAGUUGAGAUCAAAGAUCAUAUGAAGAUAUUAGCCCUUUAAUUUAAUAUAAAAAGUUAAUGUCUUGAACACAAAAUCAACUGGGAUAGGCUUGCCCAUGACCCUAAUGAGGAUAAGUGAAGAAUAGGUGAAUUUAUUAAAUAACUUAUUAAUUAAGGAAUAACUUAGAAAUAGGUUGAGAGUAGUACAGUUGUAGGAUUAGAUCUCAUACACUGGCAAGAACAAUAUUGAUUUUGGAUGAUCAUUUUCAUUCACACAUUUAGGUGAAAUUGUUUUUUUUUUAAUAUAUAAAUGUAUUAUAUACAUGUUAUAUACAGGGUGAUUCAAAAAGAAUACGCCAAAAUCAUCACGUAUUUAUUCAGUUCUAAAACAUUGUAAUAGACUGAAUCAACGGUUAUUUGAUACAGGAGUUUUAUUGUGUUACGAACUCACCGUUGUGGUCAUGUAAUCCUUUCGGCGCCAUUCAAUUGCAGGAAGACCGCUUGUUUAGUUACCCUCAAAAUAGCGACUCCUCAACAGAAUUUGUUGUGUGAGCUUAAGUUUCCAGAAACUAAUUUCAUGGUCACGGUGCAGCGUGCUUUUAUAACAGAAUUUGGUAUAUCUGGUAAAAACUCGUAAAGCGUGAAAAAAAUAUUCAAAGUUUUGUAAAACACAUGUGCUGAGGCUAGGUUUUCUACUGUUUUAAACUUUUAAAAUAUCGAGAUAGUUUUGGCGUAUUGUUUUAGAAUCACCCUGUAUUAGUAUUACCAGACCUUCUCCUCAUUCAAUGGGUUUUCUUUAUUUUCAUGACUAUUUACAUUGUAGAUUGUCACUGAAGGCAUCACAACUUAUGAAUGAAAACAUGGAGUUAUGUACUUAACAAAAAAGGUGAAAUAACAGAAAAAAAUGUUUUAUAUUCUAACAUCUUCAAAAUAGCCACUCUUGGCAUUCUCUUAAUGAGCUUCAAGCACACCUGUGAAGGGAAAACCGUUUCAGGUGACUAACUCUUGAAGCUCAUCGAGAAAAUGCCAAGAGAGUGCAAAGCAGUAAUCAGAGCAAAGGGUGGGUAUUUUGAAGAAACUUGAAUAUAAAACAUGUUUUUAAUGAUUUCACCUUUUGUGUUAAGUACAUAAGUCCACAUGUGUUCAUUCAUAGUUUUGAUGCAUUCAGUGACAAUCUACAAUGUAAAUAGUCAUGAAAAUAAAGAAAAUGCAUUGAAUGAGAAGGUGUGUCCAAACUUU
Messenger RNA from Nerophis ophidion (straightnose pipefish), 3785 nucleotides. RefSeq names its product proline rich 16 (gene prr16). Gene Ontology annotation, biological process: positive regulation of cell size; positive regulation of translation. The transcript has 3 exons. The record is from RefSeq and is a predicted model, not a curated record. Bases 599 to 1585 code for a protein of 328 amino acids. Lineage: Eukaryota; Metazoa; Chordata; Actinopteri; Syngnathiformes; Syngnathidae.